AAGUUUUAAACGCUGAUUCGAAAUAUGAUAUUGGUUUUGUGAAAAAAUUGAAAUUUGAUUGUGAAAACGUUAACUUACAGCUAUUUUUCGCUGAGAAAAAUGCCUAUAACUUUUGAAGGAAAAACCAUCAGCCCGGAUCCUUUUCAGCUUUUUACAACCUCGAUAUCCUCUAUCGAUCGACGUAUGAAUGAAUGAAAACGGAGGGGUACAUGUCCAUAGGUUUCCUCGUAAGCGGAGUAAUCGACAAAUGAUUCAAAAUGACCCCUAAGAAAACUCCAAGGCUGUCUUGUAGAAAAGGAAUCUGUAGACAGACAUUAGGAAGAGCCUUCGUCUUGUUGUAGGAGAGUAGCCUAGCUAAUAAGAAAUGCAAAAACGCAUGUAUCGUUGUGGAUUUCUGGAGUAAAAAAAUACCUCUCAUUCUUAACAAGACGCUCAAUCCAGUACAGUUAAAAACAGACGGUGAUUUUUCGAAAUUCUGAAAAACCUUUCUAAUUUACUCUAUUGUAGCUGAUGACACCACACAUAUGUAUUCAAUUGGAUUAUCAAUCGAAAGUGAUAUUAUGCUUCAUGAAAAUGCACAAUUUAACCAGAAUAUCAGUGAUUUGAAUCAUAGUGAGUUUAGUACUGAUGUUAUUUCUGGGACAGAGGAGGAAGAAGAAGCCGAUCAAUCAGAAUAUCAGUCAACAACAAGAAAAGUAAAUCCAGCCGUCACAACAACAAGAAAAGUAAAUACAGCCGUCACAACAGCAGGCACUCAAGGUACAGGAGGAUGGGGGGACUUAGAAGAUAUGAAUCCGAAGAAUACAAAUGAAGACGAUGAUAAUUCUGAUACAGCUCCAAAUGUACCAAAAACAACUCCAUUAAGCUUGUACUCCUCAAAUUUAAAGCCAGAAGAAGCCGAUUUUUUGAACAAUCUUGAAUUACCAGAAUUUUCUGCAAUAAUUGCAUCCAAGCUUAAAGAAGGUGUGAUUGGAGCAAUUUUCAAUUUUAAUAUUUCAACGUCUGGUUUUUCUAUUACAAAAUCUGUACCACCACCUGAUAUUACAGUUAAUUUUGAAGAGGAACACGAUAAGAUGAUCAAGUGUCUCGAAGACGGAACAAUCAACGAUGAAACAAAAUUAGCAUUAAUGUCGACUUUUGAUAAUCGUCGAGAUCUGAUUGUCAUGGAAUUUGAACUAAUCCGAAAAAUGAAUGCUGAUCAAAUUGAAACAAAAAUUACAGCGUUUUUAAAUCGCUUAGCUGAUUUUUUCGAAAAAGAUGCAUCAACCGAAGAUGUAUUCAAAGAUGACAUAAUUGCGAUGUGUGAUAAAAAAAGAAUACAUCCUUAUAUCCUUGCCAUUGAUAAUGUUGAUUACCUGAUUUGUUAUUCGGACAAUGUAUUGAUGGCUAACAUCGAAAGCGUUGAACAAGCUGUUGUUAUUCUGCUGGCAUUUUAUGCUGUUUUUAAAUGCAGUUGUGAAUCAGCAUAUCGUGGUAAUUUAUCAUUAAUACAGAUAGCUACGUGUGAUAUGCCAGCAGAACGUAAACAGCUGUUAAACAAAUCAACUAAUUAUGUCAGACAAUUUAUUGCACAUUUGUACUAG
This is a messenger RNA of Didymodactylos carnosus, 1583 nucleotides long. NCBI's taxonomy places the organism in Eukaryota, Metazoa, Rotifera, Eurotatoria, Philodinida, Philodinidae. The record is from the annotation of a GenBank genome assembly.